UCCUCAAUUUACCAUAAACCCUUUUUAAUUUAAGUUUAUUUUUUCCUAAUUACAGUCUAAAUAUACUAUAGUAAAUUUUUUAAUUUUCAUGUAAAAUUUAAAAAAUUCUUUUCAAUUUUCAAUGAUAAAAUUUAUCAAUGUAUAGAGUACUCAAAAGUCAUUCUAUUAAAAUAUUAAAAGACAUUCUAAAUAUUCAAAUCUCUCCCUCUCCAUUACCCUCACCUCUGUCCUCAUUGCCAUCUGCGGAGCCAACACCAACGUCGCUUCUGUCUGGUUCUGUUCAACACGGGAAAAAGUUUCUCUCCACCGUCCCAAAAAGAUUAUUUGGCCAGGUCGAGGUUAACCUUUAUGUAAUCCGACAAUGGGUAUGCGGAGAAGUUAUGCAAGCACUAGCUUAUGACGUGUUGAUUCUUGGAUAUCAGACCAAGAACACCAUCAGCCUUCGCCUCUGGGAACCGAAAGCGUACGCGGAUGAUUUUGAUUUGUCUACAUUCAAUGGUGGGCAACUUGAACCUGCUUCAGUUCUUCACUCACGAGCAAAACAUAUUUGCUCGUUUUUGUAUCCUGGUGAUGCCACAAAAUGUGGGAUACUCCUACGGCCGAAGCAGCAUUACUUUCUCUAUAGUGCAUCGCUUCAUGUGUGGUUUUUGCAUAAGAGUACUUUGACGAUACAAUGGCCUGAAUACAUGUUGAUCCUGAGGAAGAACUCUGAUAGAUGUCUCAAGAAGUCUAUGGCGGUGUAGAAGCAGUAUUAAACAGUUUAGCUACUAAUGUACCAAAGUUGAAAAAGCUAAAGAAGACACGUUGAAUCAAUUAUAUACCUCUAUCAGGUACAAGAGCUUACAAAGUUCUUGGUAGAGUUAUGAGAGCUUAUGGAGAUGUCAAUUGAUCAGCAAUAAGCCUUUAGCCAUGUUACUAGAUUAAUUUCAGCAUCAUUUGACAAAGUGUCAAUUCGAGGAUGCCUUUCUAAUGAUGUCAUUAAGCAGGUUGAGGUUGAAGUUCAACGCUUAAAUAUUUUAAAAGAUAAUAAGAUGAAGGAAUUAGUGUUUAAAAGACAAUAUGAGCUUGAAGAAGUUUACGUAUGAGUUUAUAUGGAUGUGGAUAAUGAAGCAGCUAGACAAAUUAUGAUCGGCCGCAUAGAAUCUGAGUUCAACUAGAUACAAAUUCUAAUUUGGAAGAGACCAGUUCUUGAAAAGAUCGACAUCAUAAUACCCCAAAGCGUUCUAAAGGCCGCAGUCACUUCUUUUCUACUGACAUACUUCAGGUUUCAUUUGUGUGAAAGUUUCAAAAAUAUAAACCAAGUCAAGUGUUGCAAGUGUUGCAAGUGGUAGCAAGAAGAAUGCCAAAAACUCUACAGAAGUCGUGAGCACUUAUUUUUUUCUUGACAAAAUUGUCUUCCAUCUAAAUUGACAAAAGCAAUGUUUUGAUUUUCAAAAAUAUCAUUUUUGUUACUUUA
Molecule: messenger RNA, 1456 nt
Organism: Lathyrus oleraceus (garden pea)
Lineage: Eukaryota; Viridiplantae; Streptophyta; Magnoliopsida; Fabales; Fabaceae
Product: alpha-glucan phosphorylase, H isozyme
Exons: 11
Coding region: 138-743 (201 amino acids)
Biological process (GO): glycogen catabolic process
Cellular component (GO): cytoplasm
Molecular function (GO): glycogen phosphorylase activity; pyridoxal phosphate binding
Source: RefSeq, a predicted model, not a curated record